Molecule: messenger RNA, 2706 nt
Organism: Camellia sinensis
Lineage: Eukaryota; Viridiplantae; Streptophyta; Magnoliopsida; Ericales; Theaceae
Molecular function (GO): protein binding
Source: RefSeq, a predicted model, not a curated record
AAGGUUGGACUUGUGAGAUUAGAAAAUUUGAAUCUGGUGCGCUCCAAUGUUCAAAUGUUAUUCAUAGUCCUCGUGAUCCAUCAAACGGUCACAAAUUUACAUGUGAAAGAAUUUAAAGACCCAGGAGCAAAUUCUUUUUUUCUCUUUCAUUUUCAUACUAGUUAAAAACCCAAGAAUGGUCCUAUAAAUAAGGGGAAGACACAGCUCAGACAUUCAGACCAUAUCAUUGUUUCUCUCUCUCUCUCUCUCUCUCUCUCUCUCUCUCUCUCUCAUUAGUCUUUCUUUGAUUUUUCUGUUAUCUUUAUUCCAUCAUUAUACCUUCUUCUCUACGGGAACGAAUCGGAAUAAACCCCUAUAUUUAUUUAUGUGUCCUUUUGAGACUUUCCUCAUUUCUGUAUGUACGAAAAUAAGCAUAUAGAGUAUUUCUUUAUUCCACUCGAGACUCAAAGAGAGUUGUCUUUCUCAGAUCCCAACUUCAUUGAAAAAUUCUGGUAUAUUUCCAAGCUAUCUCUCCAAUCAGAUCGAAACCCAGUUCCCAAAAUGCAGAUUGUGAGAUGGGUUUUCAAGCUUGUUCUCAUUCUUUCACUCUAUAAUCUGUCAAUCUCAGAAGCCAUAGCCCAAACAGCCUCACAGCAGGAGCAGGAUCAGGAGCAGGCACCAGCUGCAGCUUGCUCAGAAGCAGAUAGAGUUUCUCUUUUAGGUUUCAAAGCAAGAAUCUUGAAAGACACUACUGAUAUUCUUUCUUCAUGGACAGGUAGGGACUGCUGUGGAGGAGGUUGGGAGGGAGUUCAAUGCAACCCAGCCACGGGAAGGGUUACUGGGUUGACGUUGCAGAGGCCCGCCUCUUCUGAUAAGUACAGUGCCCUUUACAUGAAGGGCACCCUGUCCCCUUCUCUGGGCAGUUUACAAUUCUUGGAGGUGAUGGUGAUCAGCGGGAUGAAACACAUUGCUGGAACAAUCCCUCAAUCCUUUUCAAAUCUAACCGGUCUCACGCUACUUGUCAUGGAAGACAAUUCACUUCAAGGGGACAUUCCUUCAAGUUUAGGGCACUUGCCCUUACUCAGGAUCCUCUCGCUCAGUGGAAACAGAUUGAUUGGCCAGAUUCCUCCUAGUUUGGGGAAUUUGAGGAAUCUGAUCCAGCUGAAUUUAGCUAGAAACUCCCUUACAGGUCCUAUCCCACCCUCCUCCAAAAAUUUCCUUAGUUUGCAGUCCCUUGAUCUCAGCUACAAUUUACUGUCUGGAUUGAUUCCAGCUUUUAUAGGACAGUAUCGAAACCUGUCAUUUUUGGACCUCUCCAAUAACCAACUAUCAGGCCAGAUACCCAAUUUGUUGUGCGAAUUGGCCAAUCUAUUGGACUUGUCCUUGAGCCAUAACCAGCUCACUGGAACAAUCCCUGACCAGAUUGGGAAUGUAAAAUCUCUGACCACUCUUUCUCUGAGUUUUAACAAACUGAGUGGUCAGAUUCCAGAAUCCAUUUCAAGGUUACAGAACCUUUGGUACCUGAAUUUAUCUAGCAAUUGGCUUUCGAAUCCUCUGCCCACAACCCUUUCCAAAGGCAUCCCUUCUCUAUUGUCAAUUGACCUGUCUUACAACAGUCUUAACCUAGGGACAAUUCCCGAAUGGAUCAGAAGCAGACAACUCUCUGAUGUUCAUCUAGCCGGCUGUAAUCUGAAAGGAACCCUCCCAAACUUCACAAAACCCGAUUCCUUGAUCUCUGUAGACCUUUCUGAUAACUAUUUCACUGAUGGGAUUUCGAAUUUCUUCGUGAAGAUGUCUAGCUUGCAGAAGGUCAAGCUUUCAAACAACCAAUUGAAAUCUGAUCUUUCAGGAAUCGCAAUAUUGCCAGAUGGGCUUUCAUCCCUUGACCUUCGCUCCAAUCAGCUUUCUGGGUCACUCUCUGGGGUCUUAAACAACAAAACCAGCAGCUUUUUGGAGGCUAUAGAUGUAUCCAGCAAUCAAAUUUCAGGCAGCAUUCCUGAAUUCAAUGGAGGCCUGAGCUUGAAAAUUUUCAACAUAGGAAGCAACAAGAUCACGGGGCACAUCCCAAGUUCAAUCUCAAACCAGAUCCAACUAGAGAGGUUUGAUAUCUCGAGGAACCAAAUAACGGGCACAAUUCCUACAAGUUUAGGGUUAUUGGUGAAAAUGCAAUGGCUAGACUUGUCCAUCAAUGGCCUUACUGGAAGAAUCCCAGAGAGCUUGCUGGGGAUAGAAAAUUUAAGACAUGCAAACUUCAGGGCAAACAGAUUAUGUGGAGAGAUUCCACAAGGGAGGCCGUAUAAUAUCUUCCCUGUCGCUGCAUAUGCACACAAUAUGUGCUUAUGUGGCAAACCACUUCCACCAUGCAAGCGGAAUACGGAAGGUAUUACGGGCCAGUAAAAUGCUGACUCAAUUGACAAAAGGGGUACAUGGUCGUGGUGCAAUAUCAAAUGCAAGAGGAAGGAGAUAGAUUAUGGUUGUUUCUGCAACAGCUAAAAUACAUUUUGCUUUUCUUCAUUCUAUUUUAUUUGGUACCAGUCUCUAUUCACUCUUAUUAUUUGUUAACUUCCAAUUAUUAAAGAAUAUAUAUAUAUAUAUAUAUAUAAUUGCGUGUUUCCACUUGAAUAACCUUUCCAUUUGAAGGUGAAAAAGUAAAGGUUCUGGUGAAUUUGCUGUAAUAACUGUGAACCGGAACCAUUACUCGGAGGAAUCAUGCAAUUUACCUAUAAA